Molecule: messenger RNA, 3074 nt
Organism: Dromiciops gliroides (monito del monte)
Lineage: Eukaryota; Metazoa; Chordata; Mammalia; Microbiotheria; Microbiotheriidae
Gene: GLRX
Product: glutaredoxin
Exons: 3
Coding region: 89-409 (106 amino acids)
Source: RefSeq, a predicted model, not a curated record
UUUAAGAGAAGCCGGACAGUUAAAUAAAGCCCCAAGCAUUGCCCCAGCUUAGGUAGUUACUCGGUAGGGGAUCACAAAGGUGGUAAAGAUGGCUCAGCAGUUCGUGAAUAGCAAGAUCAAAGCUGAUAGGGUGGUGGUCUUCAUCAAGCCCUCCUGCCCUUACUGCAGAAGAACUAUAGAGCUUUUCAAGCAACUGCCUAUUAAACAGGAGUUCUUGGAAUUUGUCGACAUAACAGCCCGCAGUGAUACAAAUGAGAUCCAAGAUUAUUUGCUACAGCUAACAGGGGCAAAAACCGUGCCUCGGGUGUUUAUUGGAAAAGACUGUAUUGGUGGACAUUCAGAUCUCGUAGCCCUGCAACGGAAUGGCCAGUUGCUACAAAAGCUUCAACAAAUUGGAGUGUUACAAUAACUUACAGGCACUUGGAAAAUGGAAUCUUCUAUGAUGCUGGGCUGGAAUACAUACGAAUUUUGCUUCUAGAAGAUCUUAUUUUAAUUCCUAAAAUGUUAAGCCACAAAAAAGAUGUUUGUUUGCUUUUUCCUUCUGGAGAUGUUAUUUUUCCUAUUAUCUUUACAUCCAAAUGAUCUCAGAACUUCUUGGCCAGCUCAAUAUUAAGAGGUCAUUCAGCUCACCCAAAUCUUAUAGGAGAACUUCAGAGUUACUCCAGUCCAAUAUUUUUUUCAGUACUCAUCCUGUGAUGCCAGUCCAUAGACAUGCUGGGUUUUAUUCCAGUUUAACUGUCUAUCUUCUAAAGGGUUUUUUUUUACCAGGUUCUGACUUGGGAUUUAAGAGUUUACAAUCAGGGGACAGCUAGGUGGAGCAGUGGAUAGAGCAUUGGCCCUGGAGUCAGGAGGACAUGAGUUCAAAUUUGGCCUCAGACACAACACUUAACCAGCUGUGUGACCCUGGGCAAGUCACUUAACCCCAAUUGCCUUACCAAAAAAAAAAAAGCGUUUACAAUCAGAUCUAUAGUUUGGGAGCUGGAAGAGGCCUUAGAGAUUUAAAUGACAAGCUAAAAGAUGUUUUUGAAAGUUUCUUCUCCGGCUGUUCACAUUUUCUUUCCAUGUGCUAGGGUUCCCAGGCUCUCUUUACGUAGGAUCAUAGGAUUUAGGGUUGGAAGAAGGGACCUGAGAGGCCAUCUAUUCUGUCCCACCCACUUCACAGAUGAACUGAGUAUUGGGAGUAGAUCAAUCACAUAAAUGGCCUAACACUCUGAAAAUCUUAUUUCAGUAACUAUGUCCUAUAGAAAAUCGAGAAUUCUUCAACUUAAAAACUGAGCUUCUGUUCUAUUCUAGUAUUAACAAGCACUGAUACCAGUCACAAUUCUUAGGAAAGUGGCUUCAUUUCCUAGAACUUCUUGUUCUAGAGUUGAUCCAUUGCUGGUCAAAUACCUAUCAGGUUCCUAAAAUAAUGGUCAUAAUAUGCAAUAUAGAAGGAUGAAUCAAAUUUAUAGUUUAUAAUUAUAAACAAAUGAAGUCAUGUAUAAUUUCACUGGGUGCAAACUAAAUAAUAGCUUUGGACUUGGUUGUAUCAUUAAUAAUAAUGAAAUAAAAGAUAUUAAUUGAGUACAUUGUCUUGGUUAAAUCCUACUGAAUAAUACCUCUCAAAACUAGUAUAAGGUGGAAGAGGAAAAAGAACUGAGCCAGAGAGAGUUUAGGGAAACUUAUCCAAUAGUGAAGUAAGAGUAAAAAUAGAGAAAUAAAGAAUAACCAAAUCUCCAGGGAGCUCAUAGCCUUAAGAUAGGCUAUUUGCACCCUGGAUUUUAUAGCUUUUUAUUUAUUCCUUUCAGUUGGUCUCUGCUAGCCAAUUACCUCCCUCACAAACCAUCUAUGUUAUAGUUUUUUUUCUCAGAACACAAGGUUGUCUGUAAGGAACGUGCAAAUGCUAACGGUAGCCACCCUGUGAUUAAGGGGCCUGCACUCCAUUUGUAUAAGCAGCCAGAAAUUUGGACCCCUAACAAUGAUUUUGAUUUCACUUUGAUGCCUGGGAGUCUGAGAGAUGGCCGAGUCUGGGAUGUGUUGAAGAACAUCUCUAGCACUUGCCUCAUGAUAGUUAAUAGUAGGUCUUCUGAUAUAUUUUGACUAGUUCAGUUUAUUACGCAUUUUCAAAGGCAAUAAUCAACACCAUUCUAAAAUAAGUGUUGUCUUUUCACAGUAAACAUACUGAAAGAAGAAGGUACCAAUUGUACUUUAGCCAAAUCCCAGACCAACCAAUAAAAUUCAAAAAAGCAUAAUAAAGUGCUGGCCAGGUAACAGCAGUUCUCUUUCUUUAAAACUAUUUGAUAUUUCCUGGCUUUUGGUGAUUCCUCGGGUGCUCUGGGCAGAGCUGAGGGGGAUGGGGAGCAAAGGCAGCAGCAGCAAGACCAAUGAAAAUGCAAGUUUUAUAUAGUCACAGCUCUCACUGACAUUUCAUGCCAAGUGUUUCUUUGCAUUUGAAAACUGGAGAGGGAAAGCCUUUUUUUUUUCUUUUUCCCUUCAGUAGUUUUGCAUUCUUCUAGUGUUUCUACAGCUUGGCUGUCUUCUCCCUUGCCUAAUGAUAGUGUUUGGAAUCCUUUGCAUACAGGGAUUUCCCCCCCCCCCCAAGAUUUGUUUAAUUUGGGGAUAUUCUUUCAUUUAUCCACUUUUAUCAAGUGGACACAGUGUUCUUGAUACAAAGGGCUACCACAUAAGGAAGGCCCUGGCUGCCUUUCUAAUUUUGUGACCAGCCCUUCCACUGCAUUUGAUAUAUUUUUAGCAUUUAUGCAGCUCUGCCUUACUUAAAUCCAAUUCAUGGUCAAGACGCUGUGGUAUUGGUCCUCUUCAAGAAUAAAGAAUGAUCAAGAACAACAUGCAUAGGGUUAUGAUUGGUGUCAUACUAUAUGGAUAUUGGAAACAAUUCUAUGCAAAUGAUGUAUAAUGCAAUGCUGAUAAUAAAUUGUAAGUGAUGUAAAAGCUACUGUCAGACUUUCUUUUUCAGAGAUUCUUAUCUUUUUUGUGACAUGGACCCCUAUGGCAUUGGGAAAUAUCUGUCUCAUAACACCACACUGUCUUCAUGUAGUACAUUACUACUGCUGAAUAAACCUAUGUGAGAGCCAAAA